Molecule: messenger RNA, 7302 nt
Organism: Linum trigynum
Lineage: Eukaryota; Viridiplantae; Streptophyta; Magnoliopsida; Malpighiales; Linaceae
Source: the annotation of a GenBank genome assembly
CGAAUCAAUUGCCUAUAUUCCAAAACGAGUUGUGGUUGAAGUUCCAUUCAUAAAGAAAUUACUUAAAGCAAGCUGAAAAGCGAAGUAUCUAAAAUAAGAAAAACGAAACAAGCAACAAAAGAACAAAUAAGAGAAAACAAGUGAACAAUAGAUGUUUGAUUUCAAGAGUAAAGCGAAUUGCUUAGGUCAAGUUCUCCUAGAGGUCACCAAAUUAUCAAAUCAUAUUGUAUACUGAGUUUCAAUUCCUCUUCUUAUUUUAUCUCAAUUAUCACAGUGUUACCCAUAAUUUCUCGUAUGCAGCAAACUAAUUAGACUCUUGGUGAUUUCUCAUUUGUCAUAUCCAAACCAUAAAAGUAUAUGACUUCAUAGACAACAUGCAUAUUUGAAUAAAAUAUGCACCUUCUAGUAUGGUGAUAAAAGAUGCCAUCUCUUCUCUUACCUAUGAAUCUAACUAUAUCGAAUCACUUAUUUCUCUAUUGCAUUAGAUUCAGAAAUAAACAAGAACUUAUCCCUUCAUGUUGGAUAAAAAAAUAUGCAAGAAGAAACAAUAAGAUAAUGAAUCAAAGCUCAAUAUCAAUAUAAUCAAAUCAUCAUGUGAAAUCUUGGAACCACUAUAGGUUUUACUAACCUAAACAAUAAGAUAGAAUCAGUUUGGAUUUCUUGUAGUCGUCUGUACUGAUAGUGUGCACCUGUCACUUUGCACCCCUGGGUUCAUCACUAUACACUGCCAUAAGUUUCUAACUUAGUAAACCCAAUUUUCUUCCUUGUUUGAUACUAGCAUCCAUUUUGGUAUGAUCUUACAUUUAUCCUUAUAUUGUGCCUAGAACUCAAAAUCAAGUAAAGCUACCAAAAUGAUAUAAAAUAUAGUAAUACUCAUAGGGGCUAUAAAAUGUAUAAAAGAUCAAGUAAGAAAGCCAAUGACACUUGAAAAUUGAUCUUUUACCGUCCUGAUUUUAAGUUACAACCACGACUUAUUGAUGCAAUCUUGGAAGUUUUAUGAUAGAAAUGCUUACGAGUUAUUCAACAUCUGAUGAUUAGACAACCAACAAUGCCCAACAUGGACUAGAAGGCCAGGAGCAUGUGGAUCAAAUUUGAUCCCAAACAGAUGAUGAAAAGAUUGCAGUGAUCCAACCCAUCCCUGAAUUUGUUGCCCUUAUGGAAACUUCUUCCUCUUGCCUUUCACUCAAAGUAAUAGAGUUCUGGUUCGAGUUAGAAAGGAAAAAGUCAAUUGUACCACAUCGGCCAAACGUUAAGGUAGGGGGUUAGGUUGAAUUGUAAACGCAUCCUAAAUUUAUUAAAAUUCAAAAGUAUCUCUAACUUUCUCUCCAAAUCAAAGGCCAAGUGUAACCAACGAUCAGGUAUAGUAUAGUGCAAGUAAAGUCAUAAAAAAUUAUCGAACCCUAGGAUUUCUAGAUGUGUCGUUACUGCACUUUGUUUGUUAUCUAGCCAUAAAAUAUUUGAGAUAGAGAAACUACACUAACUAAAUUACUCUAACAACUACACUUGUAAAAUUACAAGUUGGGAGCUCACUUAGGCAUUGAAUCCCCAUAGACACUAAAUAGAUCGAUGUUGACCGUCCUAGCUUGCCCACUCGAGUUCUAUACCACCGAGAGUCCUAAAAACGCUUAAACUACCUAUUCGGUUCGUCCAAACUCACUUAGGAUGAACCGUCUAGAGGGAGAGUUUCCACAUCUAACAAAAUAUAAGACCUAAGGCAUGCAAUUUGGCUACCACUAAAGGAUAUAAUCCAAUACGGUACUGUAGUCCAAUAAUGAUCGAUCAAUUGACCCUCGAAUGAAGAAUGCUCCAAUAAUCAAAUUUGGCUAUUCUUUAUCUUAGGUCAAUAGUUCCAAAUUUAGGAGUAUGAUCAAUACCCACAAAAUUUCAUAAUAAUACCUCAAUUCAAUAUAUAAUCAAUAAAGUAAUCAAGCAUAGGAAUCAUUCAAACAUCAAUUCCUAACAUAUAAGUUAGAACAUGGCUAGGGUUCAUCUAAACCUAAGUGAGGGAUAAAUAUUCCAUAGUGAGGAGAGAUAACACAUAAUAAAUCUGAAGAUCUUCAAUCUUCAUCUUCUAGGCUUGAUCUUCUAGCCCCAAUGGGUUAUGUACCUCAAAUUUAGCUCCAAGAACCCUCUUAAGUCACUGUUGCUCUAUUUGGAAGGACCAUUGAGUGUUUUUUUUAUUAUUAUCAAAACCCAAGCUACCCCUCUUCAAAACCUGCAUCAGACUAUUUAUACCCGAAGUAGUGCAUGAAUCACGACCUCAUGUCACACCCAUGACAUCAACAAAGAAACCAUGACAUCGACAAGAAGUGUCUCAUUUUGGAACAUGUCACGACUUCAUGUUAAAUGGUCGUGACUUGUCCAGCAGACCGCGAAUAGUAGUUUGCUCCCUCUUAUUUGGUAAUUAAGUCUUAGAACUUCUUGUGAAAUAUCACGGUCUGGCUGUGACAAUUGCUCUUAGGGCACGACCUUUGCAGCUCUGAUGCAUUUUUUCAUUUUAACUCCAAAUGACUCCAAACUAGUUCCUUUGUCAUAUUUACGUUAUAAGACCUGAAAUGUGAUAAGGGAAGCACAAUCUAGCAUAAAAAUUGGCCCAGAAUCGUUAAAUACCAAGUCAAACGAUCAAGGUUUGAAAGGUAAGUCAUGUAUAAUAAGCCUGAAUCAAUUUCCAUUUUAAAGUGAACUACCACUAGUUUUGGAGGCUAAAUUCUAGUAGUUGAUGUAGGUUCUCUUCCUCUCUAUGUCAAACUAAGCACCCACGUUAUUUAUGGAGUAUAUCCUAUGCAUAUCUAUACUUUUGUUUAGUAAUAAUAUAUCCAUAUUAAGUUCAUGCUUGUGUUAUAACACUCUUACUUACUUACUUACCUCGAUCGUCCUAUAUAGAAGAUGAUAAAUCACCGCAUUAUGAUGAUUUGUAUCAAUGCCCAAUGCAUGACGAGAAAUCAUGCAUGCAUUGUAACAAAUUUGACCAAUGAUUUCUCUAGAUAUGAAGAGACCUUGCACCUAUACAAUCACUAGAUCACGUAGACAAGAGACUACUCUAUGUCUUCUACUGAGUAUGAUACUAAUGAGUAAUGAGAUAAGAGUUUCACAUCUAUCUUGUCGCAUAACGAGACCUCACGCAGGAGAUAGUUAAAAUACCCCUUUUGCAGGAUUAGACCUCAUGAGAAGGUGUUUGACUUGAGAAUGAUUGGAAGGGGAUAAUUCCAACUCGACAUAACUAAUCUUAACUCGAUAUAUUAUAAGUUAAACAAAAUGACAUCACUUGGUGAGAAUAUCCCAGACAACAACAUUUUAACAUGCGUUUAACCAAUCUACCUUUACUGCUCUCUAGUUUAUCAGUUCUAGUUAGUGAAAAUGAACAUGACAGACACCUUAACUAGGAAAUCUCAAAACACUAGCAAUAAAUUAAAGUAGAGAUAUUUCAAGAGGCUUUGUGGAAUACGAUCCUAGACAAAAGUAAAAAAAAAUCCUUUUGCAACAUACUAUAGUGUUCAGAAGCAAAACAAUAUAAAAAUAAUUAAAGGUGCAUCGAAACAACGAAAAUUUUGCCGUUGAUUUUAAUGAAAAAUACGGAAGCGCGAUGCACCCUUAGUUAUUUUUCUAUUGGAUUGGAGAGAAAUCGAUUGCGGUAUGAUGAAGUCUAAUGUGAAAUCUGGAAAGCAUAUGUAAUCUUGAUAUAUGCAUUAGGUACCUUAUGUGGAAUUGGCUUUGUUUAAUAUGAUUGAUAUAUUUGUGAUUAAAAUGGGGGUGUUGUUCAUGUUUGCAUAACAAUUUAUUGUUUGAAUUAAUUACUUAAACAAAGUUUUGGAUAAUGGGCAAUUAAUAUCUUGUUUGGGGACAGGAUGGGGUGCUAACAUCGUAUAGUGUUAGCACCCUACUAACACUUUUUACGAAGUUAUAAUAGUAAUUUCAACUUAUAGUUGCAGUUACAAUCACCUCUGUUACCUUCUAAUACCUUUACCUAUAAAGUUUAACACAAAUGACAAACUAUCCUCACUCCCCCACUCCCCCUAACAAAUCAUUUUCACCGCAUUCCCCGAACCACAACCCAGCACCUCCUUCGCUCGACCAGUCCAUCACACUUUCGUAUAAAAAACAGUCAUCGAUUUCUCUCCAUCGUGAGACAAACGUCGACCAGUACACCGCGCUUACGCACUAGAAACUGCCGCUCAUUUGGCUCCAUUGCGAGAGCAACGUCGACCAGUCCAUCGCGAUUUUGCACAAGAAACCGCCACUGACUUUGAUCCGUCGCAACAACAAAGCGACAAGUUCGCCGCGCUUCCGCACCGGAAACCACUACCAAUUUCACUCAGUCGCGAGAUUCCUGGUUAGGUUAGUAGGUUUCUAAUCUAAUGGUCUACUUUAUCGGCAUUCUAGCAUGCACCGAUGUAAAGUAUCUUAGAUCGCUUGAUUAGUGUUGUGGCUUGUUUAAUUAUUCUUCUGGACCAUAUUUGCGUCUUCGACUUUGAAACUUCUGGUGUUUUUUUGAAGUUGCAAAUGUUGUACAUUUAUGUUAUCUAUCAUCAAUAAUGAUCUGGAUUGCAUUAUCUACAUAUUUGCAUGCUUGCUCAAAUUAUUGGACUGAUUGGGCUGUCUAAUGUCGUCAUGUAUAAAAACCACAUUAUGGUUCGUUUGUCCUGUCAUGUUGACUGCUAAAUUAAUGUUAUGGAUUGCAAUGUCUACAUAGCGACCUAUUUGCUCAAAUUACUGGACUGGUUGGGCUGACUAUUGUAGUCCUGAAUAAAACCACAUUGUGGAUUGUUUGCCUAGUCCUGUGAAUUGCUUAAUUGGUUGCAAUGUCUACAUAGUGGAUUACUUUGUUUCCUCAGUGUUCCCAGUUGUUGUGGCUUGUUUGACCACUCUUCUGUAUAACUUAUUCACUCAUAUCUUUCAAAUUUCUGUACCAUAGGUAUAAGUAACAAAUGCUGCAAUUAUGUCACCAAAAGCAGUGAGGCAAUACAUUAGGCGCAAAGAUAGUCAAAUUAAAUGGGAUCAGUAGAAGUUCUGGUUGAAAGAAAUAUGUGAAAGCAAUGUACGAGUUACCAUACGAAAAAAGAAACCAUUGCAACCCUAGUAGGAUAUCAGAUGUGUUCUUCAAGGCAAAAAAUGGAAUAGAUAAGAAGGUGGAGUCUCUAAAAAUGAUUGGGUUUGAACAUCUGGCAAGUGUGAGAAUAACAAAGAUGCCAAGAUCCUUUGUCAUCUGGGUUAUGGAAAACUUCCAUGCCCAAACCAAGUCUUUACGUCUAGUAAAAUAUGAUGAAUUGAAGAUAACAGAGGAAGACGCGGAACAGGUGUAUGGGCUGCCACGAGGUCAGUUUGAGGUUGAUCUAACUAGAGGAUUAGGGGCAUCGUUGAAGUGUUCACAAGGGAGGAGUUUAGGCCUUCCACAUUUUACAAAAGGAAAUGCCAAGCUACAAGAUGUAAAGCUCAAGUUGGUAAGUGAUACAAACACAAGAAAAUGGAGGGAGCAGUUUGUCGUUUAUGCCUUCGAAUCCAUGCUUUGCCAUAGUGGUAACCAGCUUCCAGCGUUGUCACACUUGAAGUACAUGCAACAAGACAUGAUUCAAGACUUCGAGAAAUACAACUGAUGUAAGCAUGUUGUGGAAAACUUCAACUAGGGCAUGAAAGAAUCGAUGGACUCAAAUUCCAUUUUUAGAGGGGACAUCCAUCUUACUGGUGAGUGACUACUUUCUCUUGUGGACUGCUAAAUUAAUGUUCCCGAUUGCAAUGUCUACAUAGUGGCAUGCUUACUCAAAUUACUGGACUAGUUGGGUUGUCUUGUGUCCUCCUGUAUGAAACCACUUUGUGGAUUGUUUGUCCAGUCUUGUGGACUGCUACAUUAACGUCCCAGACUACAAUGUCUACAUAGUGGCUUGCUUACUCAAAUUACUAGAAUGGUUGGAUGUCUUCUGUCCUGUUGUAUGCAACCACAUUGUGGAUUGUUUGCCCAGUCUUGUGGACUGCUUAAUUAAUAUUCCGGAUUGCAUCGUCUAGAUAGUGGCCUGCUUACUCAAAUUAUUGGACUGGAUGUCCUUUCUUCUGGCCUCCUUUAAGUAACUUGAGGCCUCUAUUAUGAAACCAAUUGUAAAUUCACUCAUAUUCCAUUUCAACACUCCAUUCUCUACCGAAUACACUAGAAGCCUACACCAAUCCUGUCCCCUCCAACCUGUAGGCACAAACUUUACAAAGAUUGCAAAUAUGAUUUUAAGAAGCUGUUGCGGCUGAGGCACCUCACUACUGGACCAAUAAUGACCACUGGAGAGAAAGAAGAUCGAAUAAUUGGAGAGAAAGAGUCAGAUAGCAUUGGAGAGAAAGAGGUGCCAACCAUAAGAGACAAAGACUUACAAAGCAGUGGAGAGAAAGAGGUGGAAGAAGAGAUAAUAGAAACACCAUUAAUAACAGAUGAGUUCAUAUCUGAAGAAGAAGAUGAUGACAGUCAGCCACCACCCCAAAAAGGAUAAGCAAGCUCGAUAUGGAGAGGGAGGGUGAUCAGUCAUACAUCCCAUAUGUCCCUAUAGACCUUUCUCGGAUUGAUACACUAGAAGAGGUAAAUGAUACAAUACAAUAUCUAGUAGUUUUUCUCUUUGGAGGACUAAUUCUCCUAUGGAUUCAAUGGUAAUUGUUGUCUACUAUUUGUGUUCCAAUUCUAGGCAUACCAGCUAAAGGACAAGUAUGAAGGGUACGUGAGAGCUAUGAUGAAAUAAGCAAGAGAGUAUAAAUCAAAGGUCAAACAGAUUCAGGAGCAUAUAUGUUAUUAUAGGAAGCUACACAAUCAACUACAAAUAAGGAGAAAAGGAGAAGAACGAGGAAGAUGUUGGGACACAAGAUGCUAGCAAACACCACAACAAAGAAACAGUAGAAAAUGAAGACCAAGCCAUCGAUGAUGACAAGCUUGAAGAAGACAUAACAAGAAAAGUAUGAAUUGAUAUGAGUUUUUAUUUUUUAUGGCAGAUAAAAAUGCUAAAUAGUAUGGUCAAAUAGUUUAUAGUAUGCUUUUCCAUGUUUGUGGUAUGAUCUUUCAAAUUACUAGCAUGACUAUAAAAAGUUACGUAUAGUUAUGACUUGUGGUCUACUAGAACUGUUUUCUGGCCUGGUUGAAUAACAUUUUCCCUAUUAUGUCAAAGUUUAAGAGUACAUCAUGAUAUUUCUAUCGAUUGAACACAUUAUGGUUUGCAAUCUAUCUAAUGUGUGCUAUCUAUUGAUUUCUGUUAUUUCUGGUGUUCAUUUUCCGGUUUGUCCAUAUUGAAUCGGAUGCAACUAUGCCUCCUUUCAUUAUCAAAAUAAAACAUGUAUACUUUU